ACAGCCACUGUAAGUCUUUGCUCUAUCGUCGCAACGGUCGGUCGGUCGGUCGGUUGCUGCGCUCGGUUAUCGGUGGCGCUCGUUGUUACGCGUCGAGCCCAAGUGUUCUAUGCGUGUCGUGUGCGCCUUGACGCGUCCAUCGCGCGAUCUUAAACGGUGACGGUGAACAGAUUCGUUGAUCGGUGUGUAAAAUAAAUCAAGCGCCAACUACGGCAAGCAGUAGUGCAUUUUAAAACAGAGCCUGUACAGACGGGCACAAAUUAUGAUAGAAGGUGAAUCUUGGCUCUGAGGAAAGCCUUCGAAUGUGUGCGCAUGAGAUUUAUUUUUAAACGGCACCUCCCAGGUCGGCGGAGGUGGUGGCGUACCCACCACGCAAGUGUUAGAAGUGUGUCUGGCUCCAGCAAAUUGUGCAGUUGUGGUGUGAUUUGAUUAUAAGCGUGGAAAGAGUUUGAUGUGUGUUGAAAAAAAUAAUUGUUAAAACAUAUAAGUACAAGAAGUGGUGCAUGUUUUUGUUGUUGCGCAAUGAUCAGUUGUGUUUAAGAGGGUGAAAAAGUUGUACACCAAUUAGUGGAAGAGUUUUUUUUAGAAUUAAUAUAAAAUUGAAUUAUAUCAAACACAUUGGCAACAUAUUUUGGAUAGCAUCCUUCACACAGUCACGAGAAAAAGCACAUCACAAAACCCACAAACACUUUGAGGUUAAUAGAUUACACCACCGACCACAGCCGUUGCAUCGUCUAAUCAACGGCUCAACAGUGAGUGGUAAACGGAUACGUUGACAUAAUAGCAUUUUGCAUCAUCUUGUGCCGGAGACAUCACCGGGGUUUUAUGGUGUUCUGAGUGUUGUAAUUUCCACGAAGAAAGAAACCAGAAAUUGUAAAUCUAUGCUGGUGUUGAAGUUCCACACAAGAGGUGAAUAAUAUCUGGAUAGAAUCUGUGCUGCGUCCAUCGUUAUAUUCUGGUACGAUAAUUCAGCAAGUUUGCAGCCUGAAACGUCUGUAGUGUGCGUGCCUCCAUCUGUGCGACCCAUGCGGCAGUGAUAAUGGUGGCGACUCUGCUCCUCCUAGGUCCGCUAGUGAAAUAUGGCAGUAAAUUAUAAAUUAUCCAUAAAUAGUGGUGUAAUGAAGCAAUAAUAGGCGAAGGUUAUUAGCCACCCCAACCAACCCCGGCCGUGCAUCAAACGGGGUGAGAAAUCCUUCCAGUGAGUGUGCAAGAUUGUUUGACCAGGGUAAAAAAAAACACACGAUCGAUCUCGUUCUCGAUCGCGAUUUUACUUUCAACCCAACCUGAUUUCGGAGGAACCGUUGGGCGAUCGAGGCCGGCGGCGUGCGGUGCGGUAAAUUGGAAAAAUAUUGCUCCGUGUGUCUAGGAGGAUUGGUUCCCGGUGGGAUUAGUUUAGCUGUUCCCUCGUUUGCUACGGGUGUGAUGAGUGCCGGUGCCCCGUGCCGGCCGCCACGGUGCGGCUCGGCAGUGCAGCCACCACGGACCUCGUCCAUCUGCCACAGAAUGGCGACAGUGGGCCUGCUGAUGCUGAUGUUCACAUUCGUCGCUGCUACGAUAGAGGACAUAAAGGAUGAUCGUAGAUUUAUUUCCUACAACGACCUGCUUGUGACUGCCCACCGAUUUACGGAUCCAAACGUGACGUCAUACGCUCGCAUGCUGAUCGACGUGUCCGGGGAUCAGCUUAUUGUAGGAGCAAGAGACAACCUGUUCCGGUUUUCGCUCCGGCUGGAGGAGAUCGAGCGAGCGCCAUGGGAGGUGCCGGUCAGCAUGCGCGCCCUCUGCCUGCAGAAGGGCCAAUCGGACGAAGCGUGCCACAACUACGUGAUGGUGCUGCAGAGCUACGGCAGCCAGGUGUACGCGUGCGGCACGCACGCCUUCAAUCCGCGCUGCACCGUGCGCCACAUGGAGGAUCUUUCCGUCACGCGCAACGACGACGGUGUGGCCAAGUGUCCGUUCAAUCCGAACGCCAACAUGACGGCCCUAAUGUCCGAGUCGGGCCAACUGUUUGUCGGUUCGGCGACCGACUUUUCCGGGCUCGAUUCCGCUAUCAUGCGGUCGGACAUUACGGAGAACAAUUCGCGCAUCCUGCGCACGGUACAGUACAACUCGCUCUGGCUGAACGAGCCACAGUUUGCGGGCAGUUUUGAGCACGGUGGAUUCAUCUACUUCGUGCUGCGCGAGGCAGCGGUGGAGUACAUGAACUGUGGCAAGAUUAUUUACUCGCGGAUCGCGCGUGUCUGCAAGAACGAUGCUGGCGGUACGCCUGGCAUACUGAAGGACAACUGGACGUCGUUUGUGAAGGCACGGCUGAACUGCUCGCUGCCCGGGGAUUAUCCGUUCUACUACAACGAGGUGCAGGGCAUGGUGUACUCGCAGGACGAAGGGGUUCUCUACGCGACCUUCACCACACCGGAGAACAGCAUCCACGGGUCAGCGAUCUGUGCGUACAACAUGUCCGCCAUACAGGCCGCCUUCGACGGAGCGUUCAAGCACCAGGAAUCGAAGGGUGCCGCUUGGCGCGCGCAAGACGUCAGCAAUCGGGACCAUUACGAGUGCCGCAGUGGCAGUCCGUCCGGGCGCCACAUGUCGCUGAUCGAGUCGUCCAAGUAUCAGCUGAUGGAUCAAGCGAUUCAGCCAAUCACCGGACGGCCCCUGCACCACACGGCCCUGGAGCGGCUGAGCCACAUUGCGAUCGACAUCAUUCCCACCAAGCUGCACGAGCGCGUCCACAUCAUCUACGUCGCGACGGACGGCGGCACGAUCAAGAAGAUCUCGGUGCUGCCCCGCACCAAGGACACGUGCGUGAUCGAAAUCUGGCAGCCGGAAGAGCGCCCCGACACCCCCAUCAAGGUGAUGCAGUACGUGAAGGACACGGAAUCGCUGUAUGUCGGCACGGAGCGGGCCCUGAUGCGCAUUCCGGCCAACCACUGCGGCCGGCAUCUGUCCCGCGCCAGCUGCCUCAACUCGAUGGAUCCGUACUGUGGCUGGAACGAGCUGCAGGAGGCGUGCACGAUCGCACCGAACGGUGACACGCUUGCGCGGUACUGGGUGCAGAACGCUACCGAGUGUCCCGUGCUGACCGCACCCGUCGACGGUGGAUGGUCGGCCUGGUCCGGCUGGUUCCGGUGUGCCCAGUCGCCCGGCCAAGCGGGCGGCAUCGGCGGUACGAUCGGCGGAGGAUCGCUAGGAUCCUCGGCGGCCGGGGAAGACUUUGGCCCGAACGCGGACACCUGCCUGUGUCGGACGCGCACGUGCAACAAUCCGCCGCCGAAGAAUGGCGGCACUGGCUGCACCGGCAUGCACAUCGCCGUCACCAACUGUACCGUGCACGGUGGCUGGACGGAGUGGUCCGCCUGGUCGGCUUGCUCGCAAACGUGCGGCAUGGCGGUGAAGACGCGCCGCCGCACCUGUGGCAAUCCGAAGCCGGCGCACGGUGGGCGAGUCUGUGUGGGGCCGGAUCGGGCCGAGAUUUACUGUUCCCAUCUGCCACCGUGUCCGGCACCGAAGCAACCACCGAUCGAUGGUGGCUGGGGACCGUACGGAGACUUUGGGGAGUGUAGUGCGGUGUGCGGUGGUGGUUUCCGCAUACGCCGCCGCAAGUGUGACAAUCCGGUACCGCAAAACGGAGGCAUGGACUGUUCCGGGUGUCACUUUGACUACGAAGUGUGUAACACGCAGCCCUGCCCGGAUGUGCGCAAGGCGGGCACGUGGACACCGUGGCUGACGGUAGCGAACGGGACGAUGGCUAGCGGAGGGUAUGUGGAGAAGCGGUUCCGAUUUACGUGCAAGGCACCGAUUGCUGACUCGGCACUGUUGAAGAUUACGCCCAAGGAGGAGGUGCGCGUGUGUCAGCCGGACGGUUCGUGUCAACGGUCGGUCGAUCCGAACGCACUGGCGCCUGGGUUGGCCGGUGGGGAGGAGGGUGAGGAUGGAUGGAGCGAAUGGAGUUCGUGGAGUCCGUGCAGUGCGUCCUGUGGAGGUGGCUAUCAGCAUCGAACCCGCACCUGCGAGAAGCUCGAGUGCGUCGGGUUUAACAAGACGCGGCGGGCGUGCAACACGCAACCAUGUAGAGGUGAAUGGGGAUGCUGGACGGAUUGGUCACCGUGCUCGGUUAGCUGCGGCACUGGCACCCGCACCCGGUCCCGCCAGUGCCUGUCGAUGUCCGGCAGUGUGACGCCCGAAAACGAUUGCGAGGGUAAAAGCGUUCAGUACGAGAGCUGCGACAUGCCGAGCUGUGACUCAUUCCUCGGAUGGGGCGAAUGGAGCGAAUGGUCACCGUGCAAUGGGGACAAUGAGCGGAUACGUACCCGCGCCUGUCUGCAGCCGCACGCCGUCUCCGCGACCGGUGAGCUGACGUGCCAGGGCAGUGAUCGUGAACUGCGCAAGUGUAACAUCGAACAAGCGAAUGAUGUUCCACUGCCACCGGCCGCCGUGUACGUGUCGUCCAUCUCGGCCAUCGUGAUCGCUGUCCUGGUGACGAUGCUGGUGUGCUGCGGCGUCAGUAUUGCCGGCACGAUUAUGUUCAUGAACAAGAAGAAGAAGGGCCUGAAAGCGAUACAGGGUUCGCCGUGCUACGGUUCCUACCCCAACCAGUACUCGUCGCUACCGACCAAGGAUGUUAGUAUGGAUUUAAUGUACACCGACGGUGGCCACAAACCGAAGCGCCAGUCGUCCUUCAAGGGUUCGCGGAACGAUGCGAGCGGUUCGAAGCUUUCCAACGGCACCGGCACGCUGGUAAAGUCGAUCAACGUGAACGGUGGCCCACUGGGAAACAACACGCCGAAGAUACUGUCGAAAUCGUUCAACGAAACCGACACCGCCACGAUCAAGCGCAACUCGCACGGUCCGAACAAUAUCCGGCACGCCCGCCAGCUCGAGAUGGACGAGGACAAGUACUGACGGAAGCGGCGCCGGUUCGUGCGAGUCGACGUGUUAAGGCCCGACCCGCUGGCCUAUUAGGGGAAAGUAUUAGAAGCGGAAUUGGCUGAUAGAAGAAAAAAACACAGUUGCGUGGUGGUACGCGUGUUUGUGUUAGGCUGUAACUGCCGCCUUUUCCGGGCGCGGGUUAAAGCAAUGUUGCAAUGCCGAUGUGUGCCAUUAGUUUUUUUUAUAUAGGAUGACGCGAUGUCUCGUACACACGAACGUAACAAAACAAAUAGUUUUAAGCGCAAGCUUCCCUUCCCGCGCAUCAACACCUUAUUCUUGUCCCCCGCUUCCGCGCGUCUUAACAUCGUUAUAGUGUAUAGUGGCGAACGAAGGGAGACAGAAAACACGAAAGACUUAGCAUUUAGUAGCUGUUGUUUUAAGCCAUUUUAAGAAACAUUGCUUAAAGGGGAAGAGAGAGAGCACUGCUUCGGCCCAUGACAAUCAUACCGCGCGCGAAAAAGGCAUGUUGCGUGCGGUUCUGCUCAUGUACAGUGCACAAGAGUAGCUCAUAUUGAGCAAACCUAGCAAUGUAGAAUGAUUUUAAAGUUUAGCAUUAUUUUGUAACCUAUUAGCAAGAACACGGUUUGGCUAGAUAGAUCGCAGCAAGGUAAAAAAAUACAAAAAAAAAAGAAAACAAAAAACAAACGCGCUACAGUUGUAGGCCAAAAUGGAAACAAUCAAAAAGACUUGAGCAAAGACACGGCAUCAAAAGACAGUUUAGGACAGUAAGGUAGCAACAAAAACGACUACGUGUUAGGGCCGCGUGGCUUUCGACUUUGUUAAGUUCGCAGUUAAUAGUUUGUUGAGAAAGCUUCCACUAACGAUGUGUUCGGUUUCUUCGCGCGUUGACUUAACUAGUGCUAAGUGAUAAGUAUAUAUAGUGUGUAGAGGCCAUUGUUGCAGGCAAAUUAAAAAAAAUCCGUCUGAAUAAAAUGUAAAAUGCGAACAGGUUAA
This is a messenger RNA of Anopheles arabiensis, 5880 nucleotides long. RefSeq names its product semaphorin-5A (gene Sema5c). Bases 1423 to 4899 code for a protein of 1158 amino acids. The transcript has 10 exons. The record is from RefSeq and is a predicted model, not a curated record. Lineage: Eukaryota; Metazoa; Arthropoda; Insecta; Diptera; Culicidae. Gene Ontology annotation, biological process: semaphorin-plexin signaling pathway; axon guidance; positive regulation of cell migration. Gene Ontology annotation, molecular function: chemorepellent activity; semaphorin receptor binding.